CACCGCACAGAACCUAACCCUAUUUUUGUUUAUUUUUAUGAUUUCAUUUUUACCAGUACAACUGUCAAAAAAUCUUGUUUUGCUUUUUCUUCAGCAAAAAUAAAAAUUUUUUAGAGAGAAAAUCAGUAAUUUUCAGGCAUUUCCACGUGGAAAUCCUUUGAAAAUGAGCAGUGAAAAGGAUAAGGGUGCCCCUGAAGAACCAUCGGGGGAGGGAAGUAGCAAGCAAAAUAUUUCAGGGACGUGUGAUUGGCAGCUGGGGAAGCAUGAUAUCAAAUCCCGUGGUCAGCACCUCCUCGAGACGGGGCUCUGGGCUGAUUGUCACUUCCUCCUGGGCGUGCCACCGAAUCAGGAAGUCAUUGCGGGGCACAAACUCAUCCUGGCCAUGGCAUCGCCCGUUUUUGAGGCAAUGUUCUUCGGGGGCUUGGCCGAGAAGGCUGAUCCCAUUGCCAUUUGCGAUGUACAGCCCGAGAGCUUCCGGGCACUGCUGGAGUACAUCUACACGGACACAAUACGCGUGAAUACGGUGGAUAAGGCGUGCGGGCUGGUGUACGCUGCUAAGAAGUACAUGCUGCCCUAUGUUGUGGAGCAAUGCACAAAGUUCCUCUGGUCAGAUCUGCAGCCGAGCAAUGUGUGCCGGGCGUAUGAGUUUGCGCGCCUCUUUGAGGAGAAUCAACUCAUGAUGACGUGCCUGGAGAUGAUCUGUACGCGCACAAUGGAGGUCAUUGAGGAUCCGAGUUUUGAGGAAGUGGAAAUGAGUACAAUUCUCACGAUACUCGAUCAGGAAUUCCUCAGUGUUGACAGUGAGUUGUCCCUCUACUACGCCCUCAGUCGCUACAGUGAGAAGCACGCUGGGCAGGAAGGGAGCGCCUCUCGUGCUGCAGACAUCCGGCAGGCUGUGCAGAAGAUUCGUUUCCUCACACUGACUCCACAGCAAUUUGCCGAAGGUCCCGGACGUUCGACGCUCCUUUCGCAGAAUGAAGCCUUCGUGAUCUUGAUGAAUAUCUCCAGUCCCACCAAUUGUGGCUGCCCCAUGCCCGAGGGCUUCUCCACCAGCCGCACAUCCCGCAUACAGAAUGUCGUCGUGGAGUCCCCUUCCCCGCAGAACAUCGAGGAGUCCCCAGCACGGAUACUUCCGGCUUCUUCUCCGCUUGUGGAUGAAAUGCACGACGUACGGAAUCUCAUGGACACCCAGCGCUUCUACUGCAUCCGCUCAAUACGCCAACAGACGGAUUAUCUCAACACCAGCGUCCUGGAUUGCUCCGUGACCUUCUCCGUGAAUCGCUGCAUCUGCAUCACAGGCGUCCAGGUGCCCACGCAGGUGCUGGGUGAGUCCAACAUGCAACGUUACCACGACGGGAGUCUCCCAGAGCGCUACUCGGAGCUCCUCUACGCCCAUCUUCUGGACAGCCGUGGGUCACGACUUACGUACACGCACUGCACGUCAAAGGUGCGCUUUGACUGCAUGCUGGAGAUCUCCUUCGAUCGCCCGGUCUUCAUUCAGCGCUACAAACGCUACAAGAUUGGCAUUGUCUUCAACAAGGUCGGAUGGUACCCCAUGGCGGAGUGCCUACCCACAAAAGUCUGCCAGGAUGUGACGUUCUCCUUUGGCGUUGGCAUGCCCAAUGAAUCUGUUCGUGAUGGACUCAUUCGUGCCAUUGUUUUUGCCUUUACGCGCGAAGGGAUUUAAUAAAACAAACAUAGCUCUUGCGGAAGGCAAGCAAAGUUUGAAAUCUUGGAAAUGAAUCCGGAAGUUUGUGGUGGAGACGACGAAAAAACGUCGAUUCUGAAGAAAAUCUUUUCUUUCAAAGAGAAAAAGUCUUUAUUACAGCUUUUAUAGCACCCAAGACACAUACUGAGCUGGGUAUGCUAUAAAAGCGAAUUGGUAAAAGAUUAUUGUAAAAUAAUAAAGAAAAUUAAAGAAAAACCUUCAAAUUCAGUUUAAACUGAACGUUAUAUGUAAA
Messenger RNA from Lutzomyia longipalpis, 1961 nucleotides. RefSeq names its product BTB/POZ domain-containing protein 6-B-like. Gene Ontology annotation, cellular component: cytosol; P-body. Gene Ontology annotation, biological process: neurogenesis. Lineage: Eukaryota; Metazoa; Arthropoda; Insecta; Diptera; Psychodidae. Gene Ontology annotation, molecular function: protein binding. Bases 164 to 1687 code for a protein of 507 amino acids. The transcript has 2 exons. The record is from RefSeq and is a predicted model, not a curated record.